AUGGCCGCCCAAGGUUCCGAGAGCAGUGAGAAGUCUGUCCUGGUUCCCUUGACCAACUCUCUCUAUGUGCGUGGGGAGUUGUCAGACCCUAAACAUGUCAUCGUCGACAUCGGCACCGGCUUCUAUGUUGAAAAGGCAUGUUUCACUCUCAUCUAUCGCGCGCCUGAUUGCAAACUUCGGCUAAGCAACUGA
Colletotrichum spaethianum is the source of this 192-nucleotide messenger RNA. Its product is annotated as prefoldin subunit 5. The transcript is spliced from 2 exons. Bases 1 to 192 code for a protein of 63 amino acids. Gene Ontology annotation, biological process: protein folding; regulation of DNA-templated transcription. Lineage: Eukaryota; Fungi; Ascomycota; Sordariomycetes; Glomerellales; Glomerellaceae. The record is from RefSeq and is a predicted model, not a curated record. Gene Ontology annotation, cellular component: cytoplasm; prefoldin complex.